AUGGAAAUUCAAGAAAUCGUCUUGCAGAUUAUUUAUCAAUCAGUUGAAAAGUCAGAAGCUUCUAAUGUAAUACUAGACUACUCAUCAAGUUUUAAAAAGAAACGAAAAAUCAAAAGAGUUCCUAAACAAGAGCCAGCCAAAAAGCAAGAAAAUGAAAAUGGGCUCACCCCUUUAGCUGAUAUUUUAAAUUUAGACCCGAACUACAGCUGUAACCCUUUAAUUGAUGGCGUAAAUCCUCGAGUAAGAAAAAUUGAAGUAAACGAAGUUAUUGAAAUUCCUGAAAAUCUUGAUAUUACCUCAGAAGAAAUGAGCCUGAGAAAAUACAUGGACACUAAAAGAUGGUUUUGUAUGUCAAGACCACAAUACCCCAAAUCAUGUGGUAUCACUUCUCUAGUCUCUUGCUGGAACUUUUUAUAUAGCAAUUUAGGACAUGGAAAUCUGCAACCUUUAUCUCAAGAAAAAGCUCUAAUAAUUUUAGGAAUUGAACCGCCUUUUCAUGAUAUAAGGUUUGGGCCUUUUACGGGUAAUAAUACACUUAUCAAUUGGUUCAAUAUUUUGAAUUUGCAUUUUGGGGUAAAAGGAAAUGCUCAUUUCUUUUGGAAACUCCAUGGGAAAAAUAGGACUGAAGGAAUUGAUAAAGACCAAGCGCUAAAAGGCCUUAUAGAAGGGCUGAGAUCUACAAAUAAGACUUAUAUUUAUCAUUGUUAUAACCAUUAUAUGUGCCCAAUUGGAUACGAGCUUUCUCCAAUGAUACCAAGUGACGCUUAUAAAAAAUUAAACCAAAUCAAUCCUAGCGACAUAAGACCUUUUAUUAUAAUUGGAGAAUGCUCAAAAACCAGCCCAAUCUUUCAUGCAAAGAAAUGGGAUGAUAUUGUGCUUGAUAUAGACCAGCAAAAUCCUCAUUUUUAUAAUAUAAGAAAGCCUGAGCUAGGAGUGCAGUCUUAUCAGUCUGAGACACUUGUUUCAGGAAAAAAACUGGGCGGGAACAUGCAUUGUUUGAUUGCUUUUGAAAGAAUUGAUUAG
Messenger RNA from Blepharisma stoltei, 1023 nucleotides. NCBI's taxonomy places the organism in Eukaryota, Ciliophora, Heterotrichea, Heterotrichida, Blepharismidae. The record is from the annotation of a GenBank genome assembly.